Messenger RNA from Trichosurus vulpecula (common brushtail), 5108 nucleotides. RefSeq names its product spalt like transcription factor 3 (gene SALL3). Gene Ontology annotation, biological process: regulation of transcription by RNA polymerase II. Gene Ontology annotation, molecular function: RNA polymerase II cis-regulatory region sequence-specific DNA binding; DNA-binding transcription factor activity, RNA polymerase II-specific. Gene Ontology annotation, cellular component: nucleus. The coding region runs from base 162 to 4178 and encodes 1338 amino acids. The record is from RefSeq and is a predicted model, not a curated record. The transcript is spliced from 3 exons. Lineage: Eukaryota; Metazoa; Chordata; Mammalia; Diprotodontia; Phalangeridae.
CCGCUGCCGCCGCACCGCACUCCUCAGACUCGCACCAGCUAAUUCCCUGCAAUUUCCCCCCCAACACGACUUAUUUGCGAACAAUUUUCACAUACACACCCCCCCGUUUGCUGUUUUGCUGAUGCCUCUGCAAAAAGCAGAACCAACUCGCAGUUAGCAGCAUGUCUCGUCGAAAGCAAGCCAAGCCCCAGCAUCUCAAAUCGGACGAGGAGCUACAGCAGUCCGAGGUAGUUUCUGAACACGCCGUCCCAGGGGAAGGCGCAGAUGAUGGUGAUAGUGGGAAUGAAAGCAGAAGUGGAAGUGAAGAAACAAAUGUUUGUGAGAAAUGCUGUGCAGAAUUCUUCAAAUGGACAGACUUUCUGGAGCACAAGAAGAACUGCACCAAAAACCCACUGGUGUUGAUUGUGAAUGAAGAUGAACCAGCACCACCAUCCGAAGAAUUCCCUGAACCUUCGCCUGCUAGUUCUCCCAGUGACCAGACUGAGAGCGAGGUCACGGAAGAAAACAUUCAGACUGAAAACAAUGAGAGCUGUGAGGUGAAAGUGGCAGAGAAGGAGGAAGAGCCAAUGGAAGUGGAAACCUCUGGGGAGAAAAACUACCAGAACCAAGGCACUUCAAACACCACUCCAACGACCCCUCUACCUCAGAUUCCGGAACCAUCUUCCAUGACAAGUUAUAACAUGCCAAACACUAAUGUUACAUUAGAAACUCUCCUGAGCACUAAAGUGGCUGUGGCCCAGUUCUCCCAAAAUGCAAGAUCCUCAGGGAGCGCGAAUGCAAGCAGUGGGGUGACCGCCAUGGCCAUCCCAAUGAUCCUGGAACAGCUCAUGGCCUUGCAGCAGCAGCAGAUCCACCAGCUCCAGCUCAUCGAGCAGAUUCGUAGUCAGGUAGCCAUGAUGAACCGACAGCCCCUCCGACCCUCUUUAAACCCAGCAGUAGCUUCUCAGAAUGCUCCCGUAGCAGCAUCUAACCAACUCCAAGGGUUCGCUGCACAUUCUGCCCUUCAGUUAACUACUGCAGUCCCCCCAACAGCGGCUGGGCAAACUACAAACAAUCCGCCUUCUACCUUUGAGGGCUCUCAGCAUAUCUCACAGCCUACGUCUGGAGCAAGCACCCCGAACAUAUCCAGUAAUGGAUCUUCUUCUGCACCAACAGAACCUAGUGCAUCUUCAUCUGCUAAUGCGAUUCCAGUCUCCAUAACUCCUGCUUCUGUGUCAAAUACUACUAACAGCUCUUCACAGCCCCAGAACACUUCAACUCCACCCACCCUGGGUCAUGGAAAUCUUCUCACCUCAACUUCCAGUCUGCCAAACCCACUUCUACCUCAGACCUCAUCAAAUAGUGUGAUCUUUCCCAAUCCACUGGUUAGCAUUGCCGCAACUGCUAAUGCAUUAGACCCUCUGUCCGCCCUCAUGAAACACCGCAAAGGAAAACCUCCAAAUGUGUCGGUGUUUGAACCUAAGUCAAGCUCUGAGGAUCCAUUUUUUAAACAUAAGUGUAGAUUUUGUGCCAAGGUCUUUGGAAGUGAUAGUGCUUUACAAAUUCAUUUGCGUUCUCACACAGGAGAGAGGCCUUUUAAGUGUAACAUAUGUGGGAAUCGAUUUUCAACUAAAGGCAAUCUAAAAGUUCAUUUUCAGAGGCACAAGGAGAAGUAUCCCCAUAUCCAGAUGAAUCCUUACCCUGUUCCGGAAUACCUCGACAAUGUCCCCACUUGCUCUGGAAUUCCCUAUGGAAUGUCACUGCCACCUGAGAAACCAGUGACAACCUGGCUAGAUAGCAAGCCAGUGUUGCCAACUGUCUCCACAUCCAUUGGACUGCAGCUUCCUCCCACUAUACCUGGUGUUAAUAGCUAUAGUGAUUCCCCGAGUAUUACUCCCAUAAGCCGGUCACCUCAGAGGCCAUCUCCUGCUUCAAGUGAAUGCACUUCUUUAUCCCCUGGUCUGAACAAUUCUGAGUCAGGCAUAACAGUGACUGCAGAAUCCCCACAACCAAUUCACAGUGGGUCUUCUCUAACAAAAAGUGAACCCAUCAGUUUACCUUCCACAAAUACACGAGUGGGAGAAGUCUCCAUUAGCGUGCAAGUUAGUACAGUUUCCACUUCAAUUGUUACCACUGUAACAGAUAGCAGUGUUUCCACAACUCUCCCAAACCCUGUGCUUCCAACAAUCUCUGACCAGUUCAAAGCAAAGUUCCCAUUUGGUGGUCUGCUUGACUCUAUGCAAACAUCAGAAACCUCAAAGCUGCAACAGUUAGUUGAGAACAUUGAUAAGAAGAUGACAGAUCCAAAUCAAUGUGUCAUUUGUCACCGGGUGCUUAGUUGUCAGAGUGCUCUCAAGAUGCAUUACAGAACACAUACAGGAGAAAGACCAUUUAAAUGCAAAAUUUGUGGACGUGCCUUUACUACAAAAGGCAAUCUAAAAACACAUUUUGGAGUUCAUCGAGCGAAGCCACCACUAAGAGUACAGCAUUCGUGUCCCAUUUGUCAAAAGAAAUUUACAAAUGCUGUUGUUCUUCAGCAACAUAUUCGUAUGCAUAUGGGGGGACAAAUCCCAAAUACGCCAUUACCAGAGGGCUUCCAGGAUGCUAUGGACUCGGAACUUUCUUAUGAUGAAAAAAAUGUUGAAACCCUGAGCAACUAUGAUGAUGACAUUGAUGAAAAUUCUAUGGAAGAAGACCCAGAAUUAAAGGACACAGCAAGUGACUCGUCCAAACCACUAAUAUCUUACUCUGGGUCAUGCCCCCCUUCACCACCAUCUGUAAUCUCUAGUAUUGCUGCCCUGGAGAAUCAGAUGAAAAUGAUUGAUUCUGUCAUGAACUGUCAGCAGUUGACCAGCUUGAAAUCCAUAGAAAAUGGAUCAGGGGAAAGUGACCAUUUAAGUAAUGACUCCUCAUCAGCUGUAGGUGAUCUUGAAAGCCAGAGUGCAGGCAGCCCUGCCAUGUCAGAAUCAUCCUCAUCCAUGCAAGCCUUGUCUCCAGUAAAUAGCAACAGUGAAAGUUUCCGGUCCAAGUCCCCAGGUCUGAGCAACCAAGAAGACCCACAAGAAACACCACUAAAGACAGAAAAACCAGACAGUCCACCACCUGCUCCUGAAAAUGGAGGUGCACUGGAUCUGACAGCUCCUACCCCGGGCAGACCAGUCAUCAAGGAGGAAGCUCCUUUUAGCCUGCUGUUCCUCAACAGAGAACGUGGUAAGUUUAAAAGUACUGUUUGUAAUAUCUGUGGCAAGCCUUUUGCUUGUAAGAGUGCAUUGGAAAUUCACUACCGCAGCCAUACUAAAGAACGUCCAUUUGUUUGUACAAUCUGCAGUCGCGGGUGUUCCACUAUGGGUAAUUUAAAACAGCACUUACUGACACACAAAUUAAAAGAGCUGCCUUCUCAGUUAUUUGAACCCAACUUUACUCUAGGUCCCAGCCAAAGUACUCCUAGCCUGGUCACCAGCACUGCGCCUACUAUGAUCAAAAUGGAAGUGAAUGGUCACAGCAAGCCGAUCUCACUGGGGGAGGGCCCUCCGCUUCCAUCUGGAAUCCAGGUUCCUGCUGCACCACAGACAGUGAUGAGUCCAGGCCUCACUCCUAUGCUGGCACCCCCACCACGGCGAACGCCUAAGCAACACAACUGUCAAUCGUGUGGGAAGACCUUCUCCUCAGCAAGUGCACUCCAGAUACAUGAGCGCACCCAUACUGGGGAAAAGCCAUUUGGUUGCACAAUCUGUGGUAGAGCUUUUACCACAAAGGGGAAUCUCAAGGUUCAUAUGGGAACGCACAUGUGGAAUAACGCUCCUGCAAGACGUGGCCGCCGACUAUCUGUGGAAAACCCCAUGGCAUUGUUAGGUGGUGAUGCACUGAAGUUCUCUGAAAUGUUCCAAAAGGAUUUGGCAGCUCGGGCAAUGAAUGUUGACCCCAAUUUUUGGAACCAGUAUGCUGCAGCAAUCACAAAUGGACUUGCUAUGAAGAACAAUGAGAUUUCAGUCAUACAGAACGGAGGCAUUCCACAACUCCCAGUAAGUUUAGGUGGAAGUGCCAUUCCACCCUUAAGUAACAUUACAAGUGGUAUGGACAAAGCUCGCACAGGCAGCAGCCCUCCUAUUGGUGGCCUGGACAAAGCAAGUUCAGAAACAGGAGCCAGUCGUCCAUUCACAAGGUUUAUUGAGGAUAACAAGGAGAUUGGUAUAAAUUAAAUGCGAGAAAUGUGAAUAACUCUUGGGACUCUUAAUCAACACAUUUGUUCUAUUUCAUGUACAAAUUUGGAAGUUUUAAGCAUUAGUCUUAUGAUCUAAAUGCCUAGGUUCCCUUUAAAAUUUUAUCCAUAGCAGAAAAUACAUUAACUGUGUGGCUGCUGAAAAGUUGUCUUGCAAGAGCUGCAUGGUACUUCUUUUAACAGUGAGUUUGACUGUUAUUGAGGACUCUGAAACCUUUAAAAUUUAAGUUAACAAGGAGUCAAUGGAAACUGCAUUAGCAACUGAAAGAGGUUAGACCACGUCCACUUUGUUUCUUAUAAAACUUAAUGAUCACCUAAAAGGGAAAAAAGAAAAAAAGGGGGGGAGGCUUCACUGCGGCAUUCUGGUCAAACUUAUUUGCUGGUUCUGUUCAAAUUAGUUAGAAACUUGAACUAUGUUUUUAGAAAUCUUAAUCUUAAAUAAGUGAUUUAGUACCCCCAUGCUGUGUAUUAUGACAGUAUCCUUGUCUGUAGUAUUUAUAAUGUUAAGAUUAUGCGGGUAACAGACAAUAUACUAGCCCCAUCCUUAAAUGAAGCUUUUGUACUGCAAAAUACAUCUGGCUAUGUGAUUUUUUUUAAAGCAAGAUUUGUUUUAUUAUAAGUAAGUGGUUUAUUUCAAUGCAGGCAAAAUUGUGAAGUUUUAUUGGGAAAGAUAGCAUGCUUUUCAUGUGCAAGUACCUGUCAGUAACAAAUCUUUUUUAUUUAAAUAUUUGUAGCUGCUAUGUGGACAGUUGUUCUAUUAAAUGAAAAAUGUAGUGUGGUCUGUAGCUCAAUGAUUGGAAAACAAGUUACAGACAAACCUUAUCACCAUAAAUUAUUCACAACAUUAUAAACAGUUGUGAGUAAAUAUUUCAUGUUAUCAAAGUUGUACAAUAAAAAGGUAAUGUUUGUA